AUGGCUUCCAAGGCACUUGCAGUUAUCGCUGGCGUCGGCCCCGGCACGGGCGCAUCUAUCGCCAGGCGUUUUGCUCAAUCCUACAAAGUGGUGGUUCUAGCCCGCAAUCCUGACAACUACAGCCCUGUGAUUCAAGAAAUCACUGCCAGUGGUGGCCAGGCAGUCGGCAUCAGCACCGAUGUUAGCAACGGCAAUAGCGUCAAUGCCGCAUUCGAUCAGAUCGAAAAGCAGUUCCCAGGCUCACCACUUGCGGCCGCUAUCUUUAAUCCAGGGGGUGGUUUUGUGAGAAAACCCUUCCUGGAGUUGACGGAAGAUGACUUUUCGAAUGCUCUUGAUAACCAGGCCAAGGGUGGAUUCCAUUUCGCCAGACGUGCUCUGCCGCUUCUCCUCAAAGCAAAAGACUCCUCCGCCCAUCCACCAACCCUGAUUUUCACAGGUGCCACUGCGAGUCUCAAAGGAUCAUCCAACUUUGCGGCUUUUGCAGCCUCCAAAUUUGCUCUAAGAGCGCUUGCUCAAUCGCUAGCACGUGAAUUCGGACCCCAAGGCAUUCAUGUAUCUCAUGCUGUUAUUGAUGGUGUAAUUGAUAUACCUCGUACUAAAGCAUGGGUCUUCGAGCACGAGGAUGCCAAGCUGAGCCCUGAUGCUAUUGCGGAUUCGUACUGGCAUCUGCAUACCCAGCCACGAACUACGUUUGCUUUUGAGUUGGAUCUCCGGCCAUAUGUUGAGAAGUGGUAG
Molecule: messenger RNA, 735 nt
Organism: Penicillium longicatenatum
Lineage: Eukaryota; Fungi; Ascomycota; Eurotiomycetes; Eurotiales; Aspergillaceae
Product: oxidoreductase, short chain dehydrogenase/reductase family
Exons: 4
Coding region: 1-735 (244 amino acids)
Source: RefSeq, a predicted model, not a curated record